GCGGAGCCGCGUCCCGCACGCCCAACCCGCCCCGACGGCUGCGGCGCCGGCCCCGCCGCCGAGCCCGAGCCUGAGCCCUUCCCCGGGCGGCAGGAUCGGGCCGCCCCGUCCCGCCCUGCUGCCACGCGGGGGCCGCCGCCGCUUCCAAACUUUCGACGGGCCGCUGCCCCAUCGACAGGGAGGAGAGAGCCGCCCCGGGACAGGUCUGUUGCUUAGACCAGUCUGCUGCAAGGAUGGGGCCCCUGGAAGCAAUAGGUGAAGAAAACCAGACGAAUGAAAUGAAAAUGGAGCUGUUCACCAAGCUGUACUUGCCGAGAUACACCACACCACUCAAUGAAUUGGCUCUGGACCCUAAACCAGAGCUGAAGGACAGCACAACACUAGUUGAAGUGCAGAUAAUCCUCAUCUUUGCUUACUGUUCCAUCAUCCUUCUGGGGGUAAUUGGAAACUCCCUCGUGAUCCAUGUGAUCAUCAAGUUCAAAAGCAUGCGCACGGUUACUAACUUCUUCAUUGCCAACCUGGCUGUGGCUGACCUGCUGGUGAAUACAUUGUGCCUGCCCUUUACUUUGGUUUACACGCUGUUGGGUGAAUGGAAACUGGGCCCAGUCUUGUGCCACCUCGUGCCAUAUGCUCAGGCUCUUGCUGUGCAUGUGUCUACUGUUACUUUGACUGUGAUAGCUUUGGAUCGGCACCGCUGCAUCGUCUAUCACUUGGAAAGCAAAAUCUCUAAGCGGAUCAGCUUCCUAAUUAUAGGAGUUGCCUGGGCAGUCAGUGCCCUGUUGGCAAGUCCCCUGGCCAUCUUCCGUGAGUACUCAUUGAUUGAGAUCAUUCCUGACUUCAAGAUUGUAGUCUGCUCUGAGAAGUGGCCAGGAGAGGGGCAGCUCAACUACGGCACCAUCUACAGCAUCUCCAUGCUCCUGAUCCAGUACGUGCUGCCGCUGGCAGUCAUCUCCUAUGCCUACACCCGUAUUUGGACCAAGCUGAGGAACCAUGUGAGUCCUGGGGCAGCGAAUGACCACUACCACCAGCGACGGCAGAAAACCACCAAGAUGCUGGUGUGCGUGGUUGUGGUGUUUGCUGUCUGCUGGCUGCCGUUUCACACCUUCCAGCUAGUCAGUGACAUUGACAGUCAGGUGUUAGACCUGAAAGAAUACAAACUGAUCUACACAGUGUUUCACGUGAUUGCCAUGUGCUCGACAUUUGCUAAUCCCCUUCUCUAUGGCUGGAUGAAUAACAACUACAGGACGGCCUUCCUCACGGCCUUCCAGUGCGAGCAGCGGCUGGACUCCAUCCACCCAGAAGUAUCGGCAGCUUUCAAAGCCAGAAAGAAACUAGAAGCAAAGAGGAUUCAAUUCCCUGGAGACUCUUUCACACAACCUACCAAUGUCUAAGGUGUCUGACUUUAAAGAAGAAAUGAAUAUGUUGUGGACAAAGGGAUGAAUCCAUUUUGACACAUGCAUUUUAAUGCAUACUUUUAUUCAUAAAUGGUGAAAAAGUAGCAGGAAAGUAAAGGCAGGUGAUAUGAUUUGAGGGGUGUCAAUCAGCAUGAAGAGUUUGGAACUAUGCAAUUACAAGGAAAUAAAAGGAAGAGACUUUGUUUAUGGUUGCCUCUAACAGUCUUAGAGAGACUCCCAUGCCUCCCAAUCCUUUUAGCAAGUCUGAAUGACAAAGGCAAGGUUUGCUGGUUUGACUCUAUGAAGGCAAAUUGCUGAUUUAUAACACAGGAAUACUGAUUGUGGAAGCAGGUAAUUUUUAUAUUGGAUAUGGAGGCUGGGGAGAACAGAAGCCUGCCAAGAGAAUGAAGCCUGUCUGGGGGCAUUGGUCCAUGCUGGCUAAAGCUCAGACUUUUCAGACCCCUUCCCGUCCGCAGGCAUCUUUUGCAAAGGUAGGGAAUUAUGAGGAGAAAUGUCACUGUUUUUUGACUUGUACUGAAGUAAUUCAAACCAGAGCAUUUGAAAUAGAUUACAGACAAAGAGAGAAAAGAGUUAAAAAACCCACAAAACCAAGCAAACACCCAAACAACAGAUUAAAUGUGAAGAAAGGUCAAGUUCCUACCUAAAAUGAAAUGUGGUUUUUGGCCAAUCAAAUGGGGGUAAAAAGUCAUUCCUUAAGAACUGGCUGUAGCUAUGCUGCUGAGAAAAUCACAAGUCUGUGACCUGAUCAGUGAUUCCCUGCAGAUCCCUAUCUUUCAUUCUGUGCUAGGCACAGCUCAAAUGGAACGCUUUAAAGUGGUAUUUGGGGGCAGAGGAUGUAGUCUCAGGUCUUCUGUGAGCACUUCAUAAACUGCCAAUAUUUUCAUUUUCAAGACCUGCUUAAAUGUCUAUGGUGUUAUUAACUCCACAGGCUUUGAAUUGUUGCUGCUUUCUCCCUGCAUAAUAAAAUAGCAGAUAAUUUUGAUCCUCUGGAAAGGCUGCUUGAUGGUAAAGUGCUUUUCGGUAUUGUGAUUUUAUGUCAUACACUCGUCUUGGGGCUUUUUCCAUCUUUAGCCUUUGUAUAAUUAAGAACAUCUGAAUGACUGUAAUCAAAUAAAAGUAUGCUAGGUUUAUGUGAUAACUUAUCAGUUAUUCUGCAUGCUGUAGUUAAUAGAGUUCCUUUUUUGCUCAGGUAUAAAAUUUUAAUCUGUUUACUGUAUUGUACACAGCAAUGUUCAACUCUUCUGUGUCUUUGCUUAGCCUCCUUGAACCCAUUAAUUUCAACCCAUGUUUAUCCCAAGUUGCCCCAUGGCUUAUCUAUAAUAAAAAUAAGCGUGAUACUUUCA
Messenger RNA from Pezoporus flaviventris, 2758 nucleotides. RefSeq names its product neuropeptide Y receptor Y2 (gene NPY2R). Gene Ontology annotation, cellular component: membrane. Bases 234 to 1391 code for a protein of 385 amino acids. Lineage: Eukaryota; Metazoa; Chordata; Aves; Psittaciformes; Psittacidae. The transcript has 2 exons. The record is from RefSeq and is a predicted model, not a curated record. Gene Ontology annotation, molecular function: neuropeptide Y receptor activity. Gene Ontology annotation, biological process: G protein-coupled receptor signaling pathway.